ACAUGUGCCCACUUUGCAUGCCAACCCCCCUUUCCGGAACUUCCGGUUCAUCGCCACGUGCAGCAAGGCCGAUGGUUGACGUCAUUGCAGCGCGACACCACGGAAGCCUGCCUGGUCGACACGUGAGAGCGAACAGAGAAGCAAAGACAGUAGGUGCAUCAUGGGUAGAAAAUUAGACCCAUUGAAGAAGGUGCCUCGUGGCCCAGGCCGUAAAGCAAAGAAACAGCAUGGAGCAGAAAAUGAACUAAAGAACAUACUGCAGGAGGACAUCGAAGAAAAGCGCAUGUCCAGCCGCAGCAGAAAGAGGGCAGCUAAAAGGCGCAUGUUAGUGGAGCAAAAAGCAGCAGCCAAACUCCCAGCAAAGAACAAUGUUCCAGCCAAUGCAAAGCUCAAAGCAGGAGGGAAGAAAGCUCUGCCAGGAUUUAGUGAUGACAAUGCACAAUGGCUGAAGCCUGCGAAAAGAGCUCGAAAGGCGGGAGAGGAAGAAAGUGAAGAUGAUAAUGAAGAGGAUGAUGAUGAAGAAGAGGAUGAAAUGGAGAAGGAAGUAAAGGAUGGGAUGGAGGAGGAGGACGGAGAUGAUGAAAUGGAAGAGAAGAAUGGUGAAGAGGAAGAUGCUGAAGAAGAAAGUGAGGAUGGAGAUGAUGAUGAUAAGGAGGAUGGCAAUGGUGAGUUUGGCGGAUCCCUCUCUCUAUCGGACAGCGAUGAUCUACAGGAUGAUUAUGGAACUUCAUCAGGGGAUGAGAAGGAUCUUCUUCCAAUAGAGCGGGCAUCUAAGAAGGAGAAAAAGAAACUAAAAAGUGAAGAGGCUGUUAAAGGAGAAGAUAGCAGCAUUCAGUUGAAUGUGGAUUCUGAGGACCCGUUUCAGCUUCCAACUGAAGAAGAGUUGGAAAAGGAGCUCUCAACUGCCCCAGAUCUUUCCACAAUGCAGGAGCGCAUUAAGGAUAUAGUUGGGGUUCUGCAGAAUUUUGCACAGCGAGGAGGAGGUCGAACACGGCAGGAUUACCUCAAAGUGCUCAAGAAGGAUCUUGCUACCUACUACAGUUACGGAGAUUACAUGAUUGAGACGCUCAGUGACCUUUUCCCAGUGUCGGAGCUAGUAGAUUUCCUGGAGGCCUGUGAAGUUCAUCGUCCGAUAACAAUCAGAACCAACACCUUAAAGACAAGAAGACGUGACCUUGCUCAGGCUCUUAUUAACCGCAGUGUAAAUUUGGAUCCCUUGGGUAAAUGGUCAAAAACUGGGCUCGUUAUUUACGACUCUUCAGUUCCAAUUGGUGCAACGCCCGAGUACUUAGCUGGACAUUACAUGCUGCAAGGAGCAUCUAGUCUUUUACCAGUCAUUGCACUGGCUCCUCAGGAGAAUGAGAGGGUGCUGGAUAUGUGCUGCGCACCAGGCGGAAAAACCAGCUACAUCGCUCAGCUUAUGAAGAACACGGGGUCAGUUGUUGCAAAUGAUAUGAAUGCGGAGAGGCUUCGCAGCGUCGUGGGAAAUCUUCACCGUCUGGGGGUGACAAACUGCAUCAUCUCUAAUUACGAUGGCCGGCAGAUCUCCAAGAUUUUAGGGGGCUUUGAUAGAGUUCUUCUUGAUGCUCCAUGCAGUGGUACUGGGAUUAUCAGCAAAGACCCUGCAGUUAAAACAAACAAGAGCGUACAGGAUAUCCAGCGUUGUGCCCACAUACAGAAGGAGCUGGUUCUCAGUGCUAUUGAUGCUCUGGAUGCCCAGUCACAGACAGGCGGGUUUCUGGUUUAUUGUACCUGCUCCAUAACGGUGGAGGAAAAUGAAUGUGUAGUGGAUUAUGCUUUGAAAAAGAGAAAUGUUAAACUAGUACCAACAGGACUGGAUUUUGGAAAGGAAGGUUUUGUAAGAUUCAAGGAACGGCGGUUUCACCCUUCACUGCGUCAGACACGAAGAUUUUACCCACACACUCACAAUAUGGAUGGCUUCUUCAUUGCAAAACUCCGCAAGUUCUCCAAUGCCAUCCCUAACCCAAAUAAAGAUGAAGAGACCGUAACCCCCAGCCCAGAAGAACUGAAAAAGGAGAAAGUCGCAAAGAAGAAAGCUGCAAAGAGGAAAGCUCCAGAUGAGAAUGACAUAAAUGACAAAGCACCGAAGGAGAAAAGCGAAAAUCAAAAAGCUUCAAAGGUUAAAGGAGGAAAUAAGAAGGCGCCAAAGGAAAAAGGAGUAAAUGAGAAGUUGCCAAAGGAGAAAGGAGGAAAUGAGAAGUCACCAAAGGCAAAAGCUCAGAAGAAGAAAGUUGUAGUUAAGAAAGCUUACAUGAAGAAAGCUGCAAAGAUGACUGGUAAGAAAGAUAAGAAGAAAGUGGCAAAUAAGAAAAAAAAGUUGUUCAAACAAAAAAAGAACAAAUAACAUGUGAUAUUCACUAUCACUUGCCCUGCGACUUACUCAGCCUGCCUGCUACUGCACAGAACCUCAGUACAUUCUGGUCUCAUGUGCAGGACCCAAAGGGAACUGAGAAGCGAUUGGGAGCAGACCAAAUAAACAUUCUAGUUUCCCUGUAGAUUUCUUGCAGGGCUGCUGUAAUGCACCAUUGCAUGAUGAUGCUCCCUAUAAUGUGUUGGGUCUCAUUCCACCACUCCUCCUAAAAGGCAGCAGGCCCUGUAAAAUAUCUAUGCUGUUUUAUAAAAUGGAAAUAGAAAAAAAUGUUUUUAUGGA
Messenger RNA from Xenopus laevis (African clawed frog), 2671 nucleotides. It is a transcript of the gene nop2.L, whose product is annotated as NOP2 nucleolar protein L homeolog. Gene Ontology annotation, biological process: maturation of LSU-rRNA; rRNA base methylation; RNA processing. Gene Ontology annotation, molecular function: RNA binding; methyltransferase activity; S-adenosylmethionine-dependent methyltransferase activity. NCBI's taxonomy places the organism in Eukaryota, Metazoa, Chordata, Amphibia, Anura, Pipidae. The transcript is spliced from 17 exons. Gene Ontology annotation, cellular component: nucleolus. The coding region runs from base 161 to 2365 and encodes 734 amino acids. The record is from RefSeq and is a predicted model, not a curated record.